UUUUAUUCAUUUUAGAUAGUGACUGGAGUUUUAUACUAUUCACCAGUACUGAUCAUUGAUACUGGAAAAAUUGUUUUCUUUCAUUUGUUUUUGUUCCAGUUUAUAAUCUGAACGAGUCACACAUACACCCUAGUACAUGUUCCUCGGCGCUGAGGGCAUCCCCGAAGCGCGGGGGAUUUCGUCACAUUUCUGAUUGGCUGUCUUGUAUUUCUAAUAAGUUGUUUAAUAGUUGGCAUGCUGAAUCAUAUACAUAAUGGGCUGGUUUAGAUCAAUCCUAACCGAAUGUAUUUCUAGUUAAUAGAAUAGUAAACCUAGAAUGGUAAACCUAGUAACAAUAUAAAAUUUCAAACGGUUAACUAUUUUUAUUCGACUGCUACAAGAUCAAUAAUUCCAUGAGCUUGGGCUUCUGUUGCUGACAUAAAAACAUCUCUUUCCAUAUCUUCGGAUACAACCCAUAAGGGUUUGCCCGUUCUUUGUCCAUAAACCCUUGUGAGGGUUUCGCGCAAUUUCAAAAGUUCUUCCGCUUCCAGGAGAAAUUCUCCCGUUUGGGCCUCAUAAAAAGAGCUCGCGGGUUGAUGAAUCAUUACCCUGAUGAUAUAUCCUAAAAAAAGUUCUUCUAUCUCGCACAAAGAGGCGACGAGAAAAAAUACGGAAUAACAAUAAAAAAGAUAGAAUUGAACAACCGUACGUGCAUCUUUUUCGCAUUGCAUACGGCUAUACAAUGGAAUUUACUUUCAUUUUCCGUUGAAAAAAAAAGAGAAAAUAUAGGAUCGAUCAGAUCCAGAUCAGUAAAUUAUCCAAUUACCACCCUUCUUUUCGUAGGAGUUCAAAAAUACUAUGAUGGCUCCGUUGCUUUAGAUAUUUAUUUCGUCUGUAGUUCAGCAAUCCCAAAGUUUCUUUUUGAUCUGAAAAAUAAGGAAGAAAGCUUUUUUGUAUUCUUUCAAACAUAAAUAGAGUCUUUUUUUAUGAAAAAAAAGUUUGUGACGCUGAAAUGGACUCCUGAUAUAAAAUCAAAAAAUCGGGAAUACUCUUCAUCUCAUACUACUCUUUCGAUACAUAAUCGAAUGUUUUGAAAAUAAAAUCGAGCAAAAUUUUCUCAUAUCGAAUUCAAAGUGCCAUGCUAUUAUUACUUAAUAUUAAUAUUUCAUAUGGUGAAGGCAUAGUCUUCUUUUUUCUCUCAAAUAAAAAACUCAUUGGCGCCAAGCGUGAGGGAAUGCUAAACGUUUGGUAAUUUCUCCUCCGACCAGGAUAAAAGAUCCCAUUGAAGCAGCCAACCCCAUACAUAUUGUAUGUACAUCUGGUCGCACAAAUUGCAUGGUAUCAUAAAUAGCUACUCCGGGUAUUACCCAUCCGCCAGGAGAAUUUAUAAACAAAUACAAAUCCUUGGUAUCGUCCUCGAUACUGAGAUAUACCAUAAGACCUAUAAGUUGAUUUGAGAUCUCGCUAUCGACUUCUUGGCCUAAAAAAAGUAAUCUUUCUCGAUAAAGUCGGUUGAUUAGGGUAAAAUUGUAUCCCUUAGGAACCGUACAUGCACCUUUUGAUGCAUACGGUUCAAACAAAAUUGUGAAAAAAAAUCAAUGUGUAGAUUUUAUAUCCUUUUUUUUUCAUCGAGGUUUUUUCAACUUAUAAUGAAUAAUCAAGGGUCUUCUUUUCUAUUUUUCAAGAAAGAUUACUUUUUGUUCCUUUCCCGAAAUUACCCAUAUAAUAAUAGAAUAAAAUUCUACUAAAAUCGAAAAAAAAAUUGAACUUACUUUUCAUUGAUGUAUCAUAUCAUCGAGAUCCAAUCCAAAUCACGAUGUCAUUUUCUUGUUCUUGAAUGGGUCUCUUUUCUUUUUUUAGGUUUAUGCUCUACUCCGGGUAAAGAUCUGCCCGAUUUUGAUUUGCACAUAUAGGGCAAAUGUUUCCAAUACCACUUGUUUUUGUUCUUAAAAUUUCCCCUUUUUUUAUUUAUUUCAUAUCGUUUCUUUCGUCAAUUUCAAUAUUCAACAUAUUAUAUUCAUUACUUUAAUUGAGUGAUUAAGGUUAAGAUAGCUCUUUUUCUAUUUUGAAUUUCAAAUUGAAACGAUUAAGAGUUUAAAGUAAAUAAACUAUAUAAUACAAGUAGUAAUUUGCAAUAUAUUCCCAAUUGGGAUUGGGGUUUUUAUAAGCGGAGCCUGGAUACUUCAUUUUUUUGGUCCAACUGAGCCAACCAUAAAUUAUUCUAAUUGAUAAUAUUAAUCUGAAUCCCCCUAAAACUAAAAAAAGGAUCUAAUUGCAUUUCACGCUCCAAAUUUUGGAUGAUUCAAUCAAUCUUUCUUGGGCGAAAGGGGGGAUAUCUCAAUCGGGAGAGAGAACGGGAAAAUCCCAUAUGACCCAAUAUAUCUGACAAGUCGCACUAUACGUCAACCCAAGAUGCAUCUUCCUCUCCAGGACUUCGAAAGGGAACUUUUGGAACACCAAUAGGCAUUAAAUGAAAGAAAAAAUAAUUAAGUACUCUAUUUCACUUUGAUGUGGAAACGUAAUAAUUAGGAUUUAGGAUUAUUGUCUUUAUAAUAUCAACCUUCUUUUAAUUCGAUUUUCUGCAUAGAUUAGAAAGGUUUAGUUUAAGAAGAGAGAAUAAAUAAAGGAAAAUUCUUACUAAUAUAGCCUUCCAAUUAUGAACAAGUAUGAAAGCAUUUACUGAUAGACGCUGGUAUCAACUCCCCAUUGCGUAUUGCUACUUAUCGGGUAUAGAAUAGAUUUGUUUCUCUUUGUUCCUACAAACCUAAUUGUUCCAUUAUUACCAACAGAAUAGAACAAAUAUUAACCCUUGUUCCGAGAUAAUCUAUGGAACAAAAGGGAUCCAUUGCAUAGUCAUAGUCUUUUCCAAUGCAAUAAAGUUACAUAGUGUCAUUUUUCUUUGAUAAAGGGGUAUUUCCAUGGGUUUGCCUUGGUAUCGUGUUCAUACCGUCGUAUUGAAUGAUCCCGGCCGCUUGAUUUCUGUCCAUAUCAUGCAUACAGCUCUGGUUGCUGGUUGGGCCGGUUCGAUGGCUCUGUAUGAAUUAGCAGUUUUUGAUCCCUCUGACCCCGUUCUUGAUCCAAUGUGGAGACAGGGUAUGUUCGUUAUACCUUUCAUGACUCGUUUAGGAAUAACCAAUUCAUGGGGCGGUUGGAGUAUUACAGGGGGGACUAUAACGGAUCCCGGCAUUUGGAGUUACGAAGGUGUGGCCGGAGCGCAUAUUGCGUUUUCUGGCUUGUGCUUUUUGGCAGCUAUUUGGCAUUGGGUGUAUUGGGAUCUAGAAAUAUUUUCUGAUGAACGUACAGGAAAACCUUCUUUGGAUUUGCCUAAGAUUUUUGGAAUUCAUUUAUUUCUUUCCGGGGUGGCUUGUUUUGGUUUUGGUGCAUUUCAUGUAACAGGCUUGUACGGGCCCGGAAUAUGGGUGUCCGAUCCUUAUGGACUAACUGGAAAAGUACAACCUGUAAGUCCAGCAUGGGGCGUGGAAGGUUUUGAUCCUUUUGUUCCAGGAGGAAUAGCCUCUCAUCAUAUUGCAGCAGGGACAUUAGGCAUAUUAGCCGGUCUAUUCCAUCUUAGUGUCCGUCCGCCUCAACGUCUAUACAAAGGAUUACGUAUGGGCAAUAUUGAAACCGUUCUUUCUAGUAGUAUCGCUGCUGUCUUUUUUGCAGCUUUUGUUGUUGCCGGAACUAUGUGGUAUGGUUCAGCAACUACUCCGAUCGAAUUAUUUGGCCCGACUCGUUAUCAAUGGGAUCAGGGAUACUUUCAGCAAGAAAUAUACCGACGAAUAAGUGCUGGGUUAGCCGAAAAUCAAAGUUUAUCGGAAGCUUGGUCGAAAAUUCCCGAGAAAUUGGCUUUUUAUGAUUACAUUGGCAAUAAUCCUGCGAAAGGAGGAUUAUUUAGAGCGGGCUCAAUGGACAACGGCGAUGGAAUAGCUGUUGGAUGGUUAGGACACCCCAUUUUUAGAGAUAAAGAAGGACGUGAACUCUUUGUACGCCGUAUGCCUACUUUUUUUGAAACCUUUCCGGUCGUUUUGAUAGAUGGGGACGGAAUUGUUAGAGCUGACGUUCCUUUUAGAAGAGCAGAAUCUAAGUAUAGCGUUGAACAAGUAGGUCCAAAAGAAACAUAA
Beta vulgaris subsp. vulgaris (sugar beet) is the source of this 4100-nucleotide messenger RNA. Its product is annotated as photosystem II CP47 reaction center protein-like. Gene Ontology annotation, cellular component: membrane; photosystem II. Gene Ontology annotation, molecular function: chlorophyll binding. NCBI's taxonomy places the organism in Eukaryota, Viridiplantae, Streptophyta, Magnoliopsida, Caryophyllales, Amaranthaceae. The record is from RefSeq and is a predicted model, not a curated record. The transcript is spliced from 2 exons. Gene Ontology annotation, biological process: photosynthetic electron transport in photosystem II; photosynthesis, light reaction; photosynthesis. The coding region runs from base 2898 to 4100 and encodes 400 amino acids.